CAACGGGCUGUCUUGUCCCUCAAACACUCUGUCGCAGAGUCCUGCAGGGCGUACGCCGCCAGAAACAGGCAGUGACUCCAGGGCUUUGUUUAAAGCGUCAAUGGACCUCUCCUUGCCUUCCAAAUCGUAUUGAUUUCUGCCUGCACUGUGCAACUUGCUGUUCUUGACCUGCGAGCACCCGUUGUCCUCAACAUGCUCGUUCUACUUGUUGACCCCGGCGCGUGCCAGUAAAGCAAUGGCUUCUCUUCCCCAGACCUAACCCAAUGGUGAACUAAUCACGCGACUGCACUUGGAUUUACACGACCAGAUUCAAUAUGUCCGGAAUCGAGAUUGGUAUCGCAGUUGUUGGAGCGGUAGCAGCUCUCAUCACAGCAUACAAAGAUGCCGGCGGCAUCGUGGGAAACAUCAAAGAGCGUCGCAGGGCCAAGGGCGCUCUACCGCCCAGCAUUGCCUUGGAACAAUCACUCCAGGAAGGACAAGAAGAGAUCGAACGAAUUACAGCAAAGGGAAUCCAACGGUUUGGGACAGAAUUCGAGCAGGGCGAUGAUAUCGCACAUCGAGCUCUACAAGCCCUGACAAUCGAGGUGCAGGCAACAUUCCUGCAUCAUCUUGUGAUGGCAAGCAAGGACGAUAAUGUCACCGACUUUGAGUUAUGCAUCGACUCCGCCAUUGAAGCCAGACUCAAGGCUGUCACCAUCCUCAAUGAAUUAUACCUCCGCCAGCAGAAACGAUCCAGUCUCAGCAUCGAACCUGACUUCCAGAUCCCCCUACGGGGUCAAAGAGAGGACAAUAGGCGCGAUGAAGUAAAAGAGCUCAAAGAUCUGAAGAAACGCAGCGAUACGCGGACAACAGAACCGGAGACACCACCUAGCCCUUCAAGGUCUCGAAAGUCGUCCUGGAACCCCUUCAAGAACCUACAUCGCGCAGGCUCAGCAGAGCACUCGAGAGAAGACUCGUCGGCUCCUCCUAUUUCAAGGUCGUCAACCGCCAACAUUGCCUCUCCCAUACUGUCCGGACGACCGGUGAUGUCGACUUCUCCCGGCUCUAUGACCACGCGGGAUCCUCGCAGGACAACCCUCAUGACUCCGCCAAUCAGCCCAGCGUCCACAUUUUCACCAGUCGAAGCAAUCGCCGCUGCCGGGUUCUGCAAGGGCGCCUACUAUGUCCAACAGGGCGCAUACGAUAAGUCGGUUCAAGUCUCUAUGAAGAAUAUGGAAUGGGCCUGUCAUUGUCGCAAGUGCUCGUUCGCAACGCCAGCUGAUAGAGACGAGCGGGGGCGACCGCGCUUUGACGACGACGUCUACGAAGCAUCGAAACUUCGAUUUCGGCCACUACUGCUAUUCAAGUCUCACCUGUCAUCAAAGGAGAAGAAACCACGAGUCUACAAGUGCCUGAUCUGCAUCCUAGGCGGUGAUUCGUCGUCCACUUUACAAGGCGAAGAGCAUCUUCUGGAGCACCUUUCCCACCAUCAAGGCGCAGCUAUCAGUGGUGUAGAGCUGGUUGGACCCAUAUGCAUCGAACCUACCGGCGUCCGAGUAGGCUCAGAGAGAACAUUUGACGUCUGCUUCUCGAAUUCAUCUAGAUUUUCUUUGCCUCCCAGCGCCAUCGAGCUGGAUGACACUGGAAUUGCUGAGGCGGACAGCUUGGAAGUGGGUGAGGACGACGAAGUAUUCAAGAACCAGUGGGUGAAUGAGGGAAGAAGAUGAAACCAGGGGUACUUUUGUACGGGACCGGUCUACCUGGAAUGGCGACUCUCGUGCUGCAGAUGCUGAAACAGCCGAUCAUUGUGUAACUCGGAGUACUACGGUAGAUGAUUCGGCCAUUUGGACAAAACUAAUGAUAGCAGGAGUACUCCGUACAGGACCAUAGCAUUGUCAGGAAGACGCCGCAGUAUCUUUAGCUUCUAGGAAAAUACCAGCCAGGAGAUAUCUAAAUUGAGUUGGGCGUGGUUGGGUUGUUCAGAUCUUAUCCAAGAGAGAGGAGUUGGACAUGUGCCUCGGGCCACAGUUGCCGAGUAUCGAGUCGGUUCUGCUCAGGCUACGAGAUAGUAAGCGAGGUGAAGCAGGAGACAGUGGUUAUGGCCGACCUUCCACCUGGAAUGUCUUUCGUGAGGGCGGAGAUUGAGUACACAUCGACCAGUUCUGUUCCUUAUCUGUGGAUGAGAAACAGCAGAAGGAAACAGACGCCAAUCCAGAAUCCAGAGU
This is a messenger RNA of Exophiala xenobiotica, 2204 nucleotides long. RefSeq lists its product as uncharacterized. The coding region runs from base 315 to 1706 and encodes 463 amino acids. The transcript is spliced from 2 exons. NCBI's taxonomy places the organism in Eukaryota, Fungi, Ascomycota, Eurotiomycetes, Chaetothyriales, Herpotrichiellaceae. The record is from RefSeq and is a predicted model, not a curated record.